AAAACCUAAUAGUCAAAAAUAAAAACUCAAAACAUUAGAAUAAAAAUGUUUUUAAAAAGUACAUUGUAUGUUGUCUUUUAAUGUUUUAUAUUAAGUUAUUAAUAUUUUAAUGUGGUUUUUCAACCAGAUAAGACUGAUGCGUAUUGAUAAGUAAGGAACGCGAUUAAGUGUAUGUUUAAUGCUGAGAAAUUUAUAUUUAAUGGGCUACCGCGUAAGUAGUUCGAAAUGCCUUACGAUUUGCUUAGGUCUAACGUUUUUGAUGGGAUGUUUCAUCGCUACGCUACCAAUCCCUCCUCCAGAGUCACAGAACCUUCGCAUUUCAGCAAAAACACUUGAUAAGAAGAAGCUGGCUAUAAUAGUUCCUUUUAGAGAUAGAUUUGAAGAAUUACUAGAAUUUGUACCACACAUGUACAAGUUCUUAAAGAAACAAAAUAUACUCUUUGAUAUUUUUGUUAUACAGCAAAAAGACAGCAAUCGUUUCAAUAGAGCCUCACUAAUAAAUGUUGGUUAUAUUUUCACAAACAAAAAUUAUGAUUAUAUAGCAAUGCAUGAUGUUGAUUUACUGCCAAUUAAUGAUAAUUUAAAGUAUGAUUACCCAGGAUUGGGACCUUUACAUAUUUCAUCCCCUGAAACACAUCCAAAAUAUCAUUAUGCUACUUUCAUUGGUGGAAUACUGUUAGUAUCACGGGAUCAUUUUGAGCUAGUCAAGGGAAUGUCUAAUAAUUACUGGGGAUGGGGCCUGGAAGAUGAUGAAUUUUAUGUGAGAUUAAAAGAUGCCGGUUUGAAAGUUUUCCGACCAAAGAACAUCACUACGGGAACUGAGAACACAUUUAAGCAUAUCCAUGACAAAUCAUACCGAAAACGGGACAUGAGAAAAUGCUUCAAUCAACGUGAGGUGACAAGACAUCGAGAUAGGGUGACGGGUGUUCAUGAUGUUGCUUAUACUAUUCACAGCACCCAUAGUGUAGCAAUAGAUGACCUUCCUAUUACUGUUGUUAAUGUGGAGCUAUUAUGCAAUAAGUCAGUUACACCAUGGUGUAAAUGCCCUGAACCAGCAAAGGUUAAGAAUACUAAGCAACAGUGAUUUAAAUAAUGUAAUUUAAUCAAGUGCUCAUAAUAUGGCUUAAGCAAACACAUGAUUACAUUUUUUGAAAUAGGACCAAAUUUGAGUUGGUUCGUGAAAAUUAAAUAACUUUUUAGGAAUACAGACAUUGAAUAUCUGUUUUGAGAAUCUACACAUGCAUAUUUAAUUGAUUUGGAUAAAAACUAUUAGAACUGCCCAAAGUAUGUAAUACUAAAACUUUUACAUACCAAAGACUAGCCAAAUUCUUUAGAACAUCUAUGAAAAAUGAAUGAAACGGGCAAAAGACAAUAUUUUUCAAAUUCUUAAGUAUUAAAUCAUUUUUAUUGAUUUCAGUUGUGACCCAUGACAUUUUAAGAUUGCAUUUUUAAUGUGUAUUAUUACCAGUGUAUUCUGUAUUUAUAUUUUCUAGUCUUAUCUUUACUGUACUGAUGAACAAAGCAAUAUAUAUAUAUUACAAA
This is a messenger RNA of Pieris napi, 1542 nucleotides long. RefSeq names its product beta-1,4-galactosyltransferase 7. Lineage: Eukaryota; Metazoa; Arthropoda; Insecta; Lepidoptera; Pieridae. Gene Ontology annotation, biological process: carbohydrate metabolic process; proteoglycan biosynthetic process. The coding region runs from base 179 to 1084 and encodes 301 amino acids. The record is from RefSeq and is a predicted model, not a curated record. Gene Ontology annotation, molecular function: xylosylprotein 4-beta-galactosyltransferase activity. The transcript has 3 exons.